This is a messenger RNA of Pseudomyrmex gracilis, 885 nucleotides long. RefSeq lists its product as uncharacterized. The annotation marks the transcript as partial. The transcript is spliced from 4 exons. The record is from RefSeq and is a predicted model, not a curated record. NCBI's taxonomy places the organism in Eukaryota, Metazoa, Arthropoda, Insecta, Hymenoptera, Formicidae.
AACCGAGUAACUUAACGGUUAAUGAGACAGAUGAUUUUAUAAUAUUUUGCGACUACGAAGCGAAUCCGGCUUCAUUGGUAAGAGUAACAUGGUUACGAGACGAGGAGGAAUUAUUAGUGUUACAAGACGAGCAUUACGAUGGCGGAAUCACAGAGCACACAGCACUCACGGUGAAAAACGCGACUCCCAACGACAUGGGUUCUUACAAAUGCAUCCUGGAAAACGGCGCCGGCUCAUCCGUUUCCGAGGAUGCCGUAGAAGUUUCGGUCUUUUACAAACCAGUGGUGGAGGUGAUAAUGGAUCCAGAGACACCUGUGAACGAGGCGGAUCGUGUAAACGUCUCGUUAACGUGCGAGGUCGAAGCCGGCAAUCCGGCCGUGCUGUCAGCCGUCCGUUGGUAUUUGGACGGUGAUCUAUUGAAAGAACUUCCGGAUUGCCCGAGAAACAGCACCGCCAUGACAACGCCGACCGAGGAAUCGUUGACGUUCUGCGACAUUGAUCCCAGCAAACUGCUGCUGGAAUCUGUCGGUCGUUCCUUCCACGGCAACUACUCGUGCGAGGGGAGAAACGACGCCGGCUGGGGACCAGUCUCUCCAAGCACGCCUGUCAUAGUUUAUUACAAACCCGGACCGGCAUCNAUAUUCUACGANCCGCCNNAAGUAAUGAAGNAGCAUUCAUUAUCNAUCACUUGUCUGGUUACGGAUCCCGGUCGGCCGAAGGUGUCAGGCUUCAAAUGGCUGCGCGGCUGGCACCGACUUCCAGAUGAGAACGACGCCACUCUCGUCAUCGAGUCGGUUAAUUUGGAAACCGAAGCAAAUUUCACAUGCCUGGCUUAUAACGAGGCCGGCGACGGCGACCCGGCCACAACGUUUAUCGACGUAUCUG